UAAAAUGCCUAUACAUACUAAAUUUAUUACUAGUUUGCGUAAAUAAUGCCGAACCAAAGAGAUAUUUCUGGCAGAAAAAGAUUAUUGAAUUGAUAAGAAAUACUUUUUUUCUGCCGAGUUAACAAUUCUUUUGGAGGAAAUAUGAUUCAGUCCCAAACUUACUUGAAUGUAGCAGACAACAGUGGAGCCCGAAAAUUAAUGUGUAUUCGAGUGCUAGGAGCAGGUAAUCGUAACACCGCUAAUAUCGACGAUAUUAUUAUCGCUAUAAUUAAAGAAGUAGCACCUAAUAUGCCUCUGGAAGAAUCAGAGGUAGUUAGAGCCGUAGUUAUACGUACGUGUAAAGAACUUAAACGUAGUGAUGGAAUGAUAAUACGAUCUGAUGACAAUGCAGCAGUUGUCAUUGAUCAGAAAGGAAAUCCAAGAGGAACUCGAGUUUUUGGUUCAGUUACUGAGGAAUUAAGAGAAUUGAAUUUCACCAAAAUAAUCUCAUUGGCUCCUGAAGUAUUAUAAAUACUGAUAAAUUAUGUAGAAGUAA
This is a messenger RNA of Cryptomeria japonica (Japanese cedar), 535 nucleotides long. Its product is annotated as large ribosomal subunit protein uL14c. NCBI's taxonomy places the organism in Eukaryota, Viridiplantae, Streptophyta, Pinopsida, Cupressales, Cupressaceae. The transcript has a single exon. Gene Ontology annotation, molecular function: large ribosomal subunit rRNA binding; structural constituent of ribosome. Gene Ontology annotation, cellular component: cytosolic large ribosomal subunit; ribosome. Bases 142 to 510 code for a protein of 122 amino acids. The record is from RefSeq and is a predicted model, not a curated record. Gene Ontology annotation, biological process: translation.